Messenger RNA from Paramecium sonneborni, 555 nucleotides. The record is from the annotation of a GenBank genome assembly. Lineage: Eukaryota; Ciliophora; Oligohymenophorea; Peniculida; Parameciidae.
AUGGCAAAUAGAAAAAAGACUAAAGAUAAUAAUGAAAACUAAUCUUUUUAAGUUGACAAUAAUGAAAAAAUGCCUAGUUUUAUGCAUUCUUUGUUUGAUUCUGAGGAAAAGAGUAUAAUUGCAGAAAAAUCUAAUGAAAUAAGCCAGAAGUCUGAAAAAAAAAAAGAAGAAAGAAUAUCAGCAAUUUAAGUAUAAAAAGCAAGGGAUAAGUUAUAAAAGAGGAAUAAACCAAUGUCAAAAGUAUUACAAGAGAUUAGAUAACUAUAAACAUCAAGUGUAUUAGUUUGCCGCCGAGCAGGAUUUUAAAGAUUUGUUAGGUAAAUAGGACUUAAAGUAUCUGAUUAACUUGGAUAUAAGGAUUUUAGAUAUUCAAGUAAAUCCUUAGAAUGUUUAUAAACAUUAACUGAAUAAUAUAUGGUUGAUUUAUUCGAAGAUUCAGUAUAAUGUACAUUUCAUGCAAAAAGAGUAACAUUAAUGGCAAAAGACUUAAACUUAACAGCUCGAAUAAGAGGAAUAGAGUAGCCAUUUCAUGAUAUAAAAAAUCUUAAACGAUGA